Aspergillus puulaauensis is the source of this 225-nucleotide messenger RNA. RefSeq lists its product as uncharacterized. The record is from RefSeq and is a predicted model, not a curated record. The coding region runs from base 1 to 225 and encodes 74 amino acids. Gene Ontology annotation, biological process: vacuole fusion, non-autophagic. NCBI's taxonomy places the organism in Eukaryota, Fungi, Ascomycota, Eurotiomycetes, Eurotiales, Aspergillaceae. The transcript has 4 exons. Gene Ontology annotation, molecular function: endopeptidase inhibitor activity.
AUGCCGAAAUACAUAGUUUCUUUUAAGCGUGACUCUCCCGAGGAGACCGUCCAACAGGUCAAGGACCAGAUCCGCGAUAGUGGAGGCAACAUCACCCACGAGUACACUCUCAUCAGGGCAAUUGCAGUCGAGCUCCCAGAAGUCUCCGCCUUGUCCGCUCAGGUCCUCGACAGCCACCCCCACGUUGAGCGCGUCGAGGAGGAUGGUGUCGUCACGACCCAGUAA